AUGAAUGUUCUUAUACUAGGUAUGGGGGGUGUUGGAAUCAUUGCAGCAUAUGGGUUAGAAUAUGGAGGUAAAUCAACAGUGACGUCUAUUGUUAGGUCAAAUUAUGUUACCUUGAAACAAAAAGGUUAUAAGUUAAGUUCCGUCGACUACGGGAUUAUUGAGAACUAUAAACCAGCAAACAUGGUCAGCUCAGUUGAAGAAGCAGUAUCUUAUGGCCCAUUUCAAUUUAUAGUUGUGACCACCAAAAACAUACCGGAGAUAUGUAAAAUUGAAGAUCUCAUUGAGAAAGUAGUAGAGCCAAAACUAACAACAAUAGUUCUAAUUCAAAAUGGGAUUGGUAUUGAAAAGCCACUUUUGAAGAAAUUUUCCCAAAAUGUAGUUUUGAGUGGAGUAUCUAUGAUAAGUUCGACAUUAUACAACGGAGAAGUUAAUCAUGAAGGACUGGAUUCAUUAGGAAUUGGUUAUUUUAAAAAUUUGCAAUUAGAAGACCUGUUUCAGGAAAUAACCGCGAGGUCUUUUAUUGACCUAUAUAAUAAUGGAAAAAAUUAUUGCUUUUACCAAGAAGAUGUGAACUAUGGAAGAUGGAAAAAACUUGUUUACAACGCAUCUCUCAAUGCGACCUGUGCUUUAACAAAUUGUGACGUAGGUCGUUUAGAAUUAUUUGGUGUUACAGAAAGUGUUAUUCGACCAGCAAUGAAAGAAAUAAUAGAAAUUGCCAAAAGCGAGGGCGUUUUUUUGCCUGACGGAAUUGAUGAUGAUAUGAUUCGCUGUGAUGAAAAAAAUUGGUAUUUACCUUCCAUGGGUGUUGAUUUACGCAAAGGGAACUUGAUGGAAUUGGAGACCAUUUUAGGUAACUGCUUGCAAAUUGCUAGGUCUCAUAAAGUUCAAACUAUCACUUUAAAAAUCUUAUAUUCUCUAUUGAAGAGCAUUCAACUAAGGUUAAUGGAAGAAAAGAAUUUGCUUAAGUUGCCGAAAGAAAGACCAAUUCCUGGCGAAGAAGCAUUUAAAUACUUUUAA
Messenger RNA from Priceomyces carsonii, 1017 nucleotides. RefSeq names its product ketopantoate reductase family protein. The transcript has a single exon. The coding region runs from base 1 to 1017 and encodes 338 amino acids. Gene Ontology annotation, molecular function: 2-dehydropantoate 2-reductase activity. The record is from RefSeq and is a predicted model, not a curated record. Gene Ontology annotation, biological process: pantothenate biosynthetic process. Lineage: Eukaryota; Fungi; Ascomycota; Pichiomycetes; Serinales; Debaryomycetaceae. Gene Ontology annotation, cellular component: cytoplasm.